This is a messenger RNA of Orycteropus afer afer, 1161 nucleotides long. RefSeq lists its product as uncharacterized. Gene Ontology annotation, molecular function: protein binding. The record is from RefSeq and is a predicted model, not a curated record. Bases 1 to 1161 code for a protein of 386 amino acids. The transcript is spliced from 6 exons. NCBI's taxonomy places the organism in Eukaryota, Metazoa, Chordata, Mammalia, Tubulidentata, Orycteropodidae.
AUGGAGACCGAGUGCUGGUCGUUUGGCGGCGAGUUUGAGGAUUCGAUGUUUGAGGAGGGGCGCGAGCGGAGGGCUGGGCCGCCGGUGUCCUACAGGGCCAAGCGCUGCGAGCCGCAGUGGUUUUAUGAAGAAACCGGGAGCAGUGAUGACAUUGAAGCUCUGACUGUCCAGAAAUUCAAAGGGGACCUGGCCUACCGACGACAGGAGUAUCAGAAAGCUCUUGAGGAGUAUUCCAGCGUCUCUGAGAAACUGCCGUUUACCAAUUUUGCCAUGAAAAGGGAUGUCCAGGAAGGCCAGGCCCGGUGUCUCACCCGCCUGGGACGGCACGCGGAAGCUCUAGAGAUUGCUGCCACCUUGGAAAAUAAAGCAACCAACACAGACCACCUGACCACGGUGCUGAACCUCCAGUUUGCCAUCUGUUCUCGUUGGCAGAACUUGGAGAAGACAGUCCUCUGCCUGCAGAAGCUGAUUUCUUUGCACCCGUUUAAUCCUUGGCACUGGGGCCAGUUGGCAGAGGCGUACCUGAAUCUGGGGCCAGCUCUCUCGGCACCAUGUGCGUCAUCUCAGAAACGGAACAGUUUCGCCUCAAGUGACAAAACUGUCAAGUCCUCCUCCCCUCACUCAGGAAAAGACUGCGUCUUUCCGGGUUUCCAUGAAGCCCUGCCUGAGAGCUCUGAGUUGGCUGUAGAAGCCGGCAGCAGUGGCAGCCAGCGGAAUGAGAGAGCUCUCCACAAUUCUGAAAACUGUACGUCAGAGAGGAGAGAGGCAGUGUGGACAGAGACUCGGAUGAAAGCAUGUGCUUGUUUCAUAAGAACCCGGCUUCUGCUUCAGCUCACCCAAUCUCAGCAAACAUCAUUUGCUUUGGAGAGAAACUUAAGGACUCAGCAGGAAAUUGAAGAUAAAAUGAAAGGGUUCCGCUUCAAAGAAGAAACUUUGCUGUUGAUUGCUGAGGUUAUGGGAGAAGAUCUCGUUCCAGAAAAAAUAAAAGAGGAAGUUCACACAGGAGUGAAGUGUGUGGGCUCUGCUGCCUUGACCACUUUGGUGAUUGCAUCUUCAAAAGAAUUCGAAGGCCGAUGGUUCAAAAAGAUCAAAGACCGCUGCUGUCCCAUGGAGAACCAGUUCCAUACAGAGAUGCAAAUCUUGGCUCAAUGGUCCAUUUAA